Punica granatum (pomegranate) is the source of this 1789-nucleotide messenger RNA. NCBI's taxonomy places the organism in Eukaryota, Viridiplantae, Streptophyta, Magnoliopsida, Myrtales, Lythraceae. The record is from RefSeq and is a predicted model, not a curated record.
CUUGUUGACACCUGCGAUGUCCUAACGCAUUCCAAGGAAUAUCAUUUUCGCUUCCUACAAUUCUUUUCCGGCCGUUCACUUAUUCUUAGAUUGAUUUUGCUGUCUUUCCAUCUAAAACUAAUGAACCAAAGGGAAAAGGCGAUUCUCCCAAAUCACCAGAUUAGAUCAAUAACACCUUCUUGAUUAAUUUUCUCGAAUUAAUUCAUGGUGUCGAAUCUCGGGCAUUAGGUAUAUCUAGGCAUUUCUAAGCACGAUCCACCGGAAAUGUCUACGUGCUUCAGCUUCACGGCGUCCAAGGACCGGUUCUACCGGCACUGGUUCACGAGUUCGGGGUUGCGCUCCGUGACGACAGAGCUCGGGGAAGGGACCAUGAUGCACUGCUGGAUUCCUAAGGUCCACUGGUCGUCGAGGCCGACGCUGCUUCUGGUUCAUGGAUUCGGGGCCAAUGCCAUGUGGCAGUUUGCGGACCACGUCCGACACUUUACCCCGCACUUCAACGUGUACGUGCCGGACCUGGUGUUCUUCGGGGGGUCAAGCACGGCCCGGCCCGAACGGUCCGAGGCAUUCCAGGCCCGGUGCCUGAUGAGGCUGAUGGAGGUCCACGGGCUCUCCAGGGCGAGCAUGGUUGGGGUGAGCUAUGGCGGGUUUGUGUUGUACAGCCUGGCCGACCAGUUCCCGGACGUGGUCGAAAGGAUCGUGCUGUGCUGCACGGGCGUGUGCCUCGAGGAGAAGGACCUCAAGGACGGCCUGUUUAGGGUUUCAAACUUGGAUGAGGCGGUCGAAAUUCUGCUGCCGCAGAGCCCAAACAAGUUGAGGGAGCUAAUGAAGUUAUCGUUCGUGAAACCUGCCUGGGGCGUUCCCUCUUGCUUCCUCUCAGACUUCAUCAAUGUGAUGUGCUCGGACUACAUCCAGGAGAAGAAGGAGCUAAUCCGUGCCUUGCUCAAAGAUCGAAAGCUUUCGAAUCUUCCCAGAAUCAAACAGCCCACGUUGAUAAUAUGGGGAGAGCAAGAUCAGAUAUUCCCGUUGGAGCUAGGGCACAGAUUGAAAAGCCACAUAGGAGAGAAUGCUGAGAUGGUCAUCGUGAAGAACGCAGGCCACGCAGUCAACCUUGAGAAAUCCAAAGAGUUCGUGAAGCAUUUGAAGCCUUUUCUCGCACAAUGAUCUCCAUAUUACACAAUUAAUAUCAGUUGAUUAACUGUUUUUGUGAGUCGUCACGCGGAGGAAAGCCGGCGAAAUUGAAACUUUCGUGAAGAGUUCUCAUAGGCCUAAAACUUUUUGAAUGGUGAUAUCUAUUCUAGCUGGGAAUGGAUCGAUAAAGGAUACCGAUGAAUUAAUUUCCCAGCUGCACUGUUGGUGCCUGGGAGUUGGGAGAGCGUCUCGCAGCAGAGUAUUCGGUUUUCAAACAAUAAAAUUUGAUGAGUACUUCGGAUUAAUUAGCGGGAAAUGCCUCAAAAUUUAACUACUUAAGACGAUUGUUAUGAAGGGCGGGAUGUCGUAAGAGCUUAAUUAAAUGCCUUGGAGAAAAUAAAAGGAUUUUGCAACUCAAAUUUGGACUAGGAACUUUAUAGAUAGGAUGUGAUCAAUAUAAUAAAAGAGCCUAAGGACGUUCAUAGAAAAGACAGAAAACAAACAUGAGACUCGUGAAAUUGGUUGUAUGCGUGUGUCCCUAUUUGUGGGUUCAUCCUUUAUCUAUAGGCAAAUAUGGUCUCGAGUUUCAAGUAUAAUGGCUUGAGCCUCAUAAUGUGUCAAAUGAAAUGUCAAAUUUUCGACAGUUAACUGUUGCUAAAGG